UGCAGAAUGAUGACGUUUCCAAACGUGCUUAUUACUGCCUUCUUGAGAAAAAGCAUCAGAGCACUGACAGAGUAGAGCGAUGUAAUUUACUGUUUGCUCAAAGGCUAAUGUUGAGGCUGAUAACCAGCAUUUCACGAUAACUGACAUUUACAAAGAGCGUCAAAACGUGUACGUUUUCAAUAAUGUAGAGCAAAGCGAACGUACACUUUAGUAGGACCUUGAUCUUCUAGCUAUGGGGUAUGGAUACGAACGUCAACUUUUCAGAUGCUGAAUUAUAUGAUGCGAUCUUGAUAGAAGACCUGGCGCGUAUUAAUGAUUUUACCCAAAAACGGGGGUCCAACUUUUACAUCGAUUUAAGAACAACGGGACUUCUUCAUGAAAUCCUUUCAAAGGGCUUAGCAAUUCUCCCCCUCCACCUGGCUGCAUCUUACAGGAGAGUGAAGAGCCUUGAGAGCCUUCUCUCUGCCGGGGCAGACCCGGAGAUCAGGGACCAGCGAGGGCGCAACGCCCUGCACCUGGUGAUCACCCACUGGCCCACCAUCCUGGCCUCCUGGCCCAAGCCACGCACCAAGUUUGAGAUGGCCAUGAUGUCCAUGCAGCACCGGGCCGAGGCCUGCCUCAGGGUGCUCUGCAACCACGGAGUCAACAUCAACGCAGAGGUGGACAGUGACGGCCGUCACACCGCGCUUCACCUGGCCGUUCGCUACGGAGCCCUGCCCGCUAUCAGCAUCCUGGCGAGCCACGGUGCCAAAAUCAACACCAUCGACCACUUUGGGAUGAUGCCACUGCAUAUGGCUGCCGGGAUCCUCAAUACAGAGAUGACAGCCAGCCUGAUCAAGCUUGGGGCCGACGUCAACAAGGUGAUGAGUAAGUCAGGUAACAGCCCCCUCCACCUGGCUGCCCUGGCGGCGGCCAACAAGCCAGUGAAAGCCCUGGGAGUGGACCUGGGCUGUAUCAUUGAGCUGCUAGAUCAGGGGGCUGACCCGAACACAGUGAACCAUGCCGGGCGCACGGCCCUGCACGAGGCCUGUAGCGGGGGCCACGAGGCCGUGGUGGCGCUCCUCCUGAAGUAUGGAGCGGACAUCAACCAGCUGACCACCGCAGGGGAAAACUGCCUCUUCCUGUACCUGGAUCAGAAGCUCAACCUGAGGCACACCUCUCUGCUGUGGAAGCUCCUCACCAUGACCUACCCCCUGACCAUCAGCAACAGAGAUGGCCACCUGCCCAGCUCUUUAAUGCUCCCAGAGUACUUUGACCAGCGGGACCAGCUACUGAACCUGUGCCAGCAGCCUAGGAGCCUCAUGGACAUAUGUAAGAUCCACAUCUACCAACGCUAUUGGAAGAGUCAUGGUAGAGAAUGCCUGAAGCAGGUUCUGCCAGACAGCGUGCAUGACUUUGUGUUUAACCAUUGGGAAAACGCAUGUGAUGUCAUGUUUGUUAAGGAGGGUGAUGACAUCCCACCUCGGUUCCCCCGCUUUCCCAAUAUGGAGGACUUCACCAUGCCUCAAGGAGUCUAACUCCUCCUGUCCAAGGAGAUGAAGGCUACAGCAUGUUACUUUAACAUUUUAACACACAUUACCUCAACAUAUUCCAUGAAUCUCCAGAGAUAUGGAGAGGUUCACAAGUGAUCAACCUCAUCAGCGAGCCGCAAAACCUCCUUUGUUAUUAUUUGAUGGUGCACUUCUUUUUCUUAUGAAAUUAAAUCAUAUACACUUGCAAAGAACAUACCUUCAGGUCUCUAUGCAUGAUUCCUCUAGAGUGAAUGUAUUCUACACCUUGAAGUAUUUUAUGUAGAAUGCUGAGGGUUUGUUUCGUGUCCACAGCCCCAUAAGGAUCUGAAAAACAAAAGACAAAACAUACUCAUUAACAAAUUCUGCAUAAUGUAAACCUAAUCAAAAGUGAUAAAUGUUGCAUGAAAAACCAAAGCCACAAAGAGGUGCAUC
Messenger RNA from Oncorhynchus gorbuscha (pink salmon), 1943 nucleotides. RefSeq names its product ankyrin repeat domain-containing protein 61-like. Gene Ontology annotation, cellular component: nucleus. The record is from RefSeq and is a predicted model, not a curated record. Gene Ontology annotation, biological process: positive regulation of transcription by RNA polymerase II. Bases 240 to 1517 code for a protein of 425 amino acids. Gene Ontology annotation, molecular function: protein binding; transcription cis-regulatory region binding. NCBI's taxonomy places the organism in Eukaryota, Metazoa, Chordata, Actinopteri, Salmoniformes, Salmonidae. The transcript has 5 exons.